This is a messenger RNA of Callorhinchus milii (elephant shark), 3639 nucleotides long. Its product is annotated as RNA-binding protein EWS. Gene Ontology annotation, cellular component: nucleus. The coding region runs from base 47 to 2035 and encodes 662 amino acids. The record is from RefSeq and is a predicted model, not a curated record. The transcript has 18 exons. Gene Ontology annotation, biological process: regulation of DNA-templated transcription. Gene Ontology annotation, molecular function: RNA binding; transcription coregulator activity. NCBI's taxonomy places the organism in Eukaryota, Metazoa, Chordata, Chondrichthyes, Chimaeriformes, Callorhinchidae.
AGGCUCGGCGCAGGCGCGCUGCGGCGGCAGUCAGAGGUCGGUGAAGAUGGCGUCGACGGAUUACAGUACCUACACCCAGGCUGCAGCUCAGCAGGGGUAUGGAACCUAUGCAGCAGCUCAGCCUAAUCAAGCAUAUGGCCAGACCACUCAGGCCUAUGCACAGCAGAGUUAUGGGACCUAUGCCCAACCCACGGAUACCACGUACUCUCAGGCACAGACAUCGGCGUAUGGACAGACAGCAUACGCUGCUGCAUAUGGGCAACCUCAGACUGAAGGGACAAGUGCAGCUUACAGUGCACCCGCUGCACCCCAGGCUUACAGCCAGCCUGUGCAGGCCUACAGCACAACUGGAUAUGACAGCACUGCUACCCCUCAAGCUACUUAUGGGCAGCAGCCCACCUAUGGUCAACAGCCUACCUAUGCUGCAUAUGGCCAGCAGACUGCUACAAGUGUUGCACCGACCAGGUACGCGCCUGUAAGACCACAGGAUACCACCAAGCAGGACGAUUAUAGCCAGCCCAGUACUGGGUACGCCCAGUCCAGUGUGGGAUACAGCCAGGCAAGUUAUGGGUACCCACAAAUGAAUGUCCACAGUGGUUACCCUCUUCAACCACCCAGCGCUCCUCCAUCUUUUCCCCCCACAAGUUACAGUAGCACCAGUCAACCCACGGCUUACGACCAGAGUAGCUAUACUCAACAGACUAGUUAUGGACAACCAGCAAGCAGCUAUGCCCCACCUCCUCCCCCAACUGGAGGAUACAGCCAGCAGCAGCCACCAACUGGAUACGGGCAGCAAAGCACCUAUGGACACCAGCAGCAGACAGACUACAGCCAGCAAAGCCAGUACAGUUCAUACAGACAAGAGCCACCAUCUAAUAACAUGAGUGGAUAUGGGCAAGACCAGAGUAGCUAUGGAGUGCCAACCAGCGUAUCUGAUACCCGAAGCAGAGGGGCACGUACAAGCUAUGAUCCAGGCAGCCGAGGAACUUCUACAGGAAGUAGUAUCAAUAGAGUUGACAGUCGUGGUACACGAGGUGCCAUGGGCGGUGGCGAUCGGGGUGGCUUCAGUAAGCCUGGUGGACCCGUAGAAGAGACACCGGAGCCCGAACCAGUUGCAGUUGCUGAGCCCCCACCACCCCCACCUCCACAGGAAGACCUGGAGACUGACACCAUUUAUGUACAAGGCUUGGGUGAGAAUAUAACUCCCGAAAGGCUGUUGGACUUUUUCAAGCAGACUGGGUCUAUAAAGAUCAACAAGAGAACUGGACAGCCUAUGAUCAACAUCUUCAUUGAUAAAGAGACUGGAAAACCCAAGGGUGAAGCCACUGUGUCUUACGAUGACCCUCCUGCCGCCGAGGCAGCUCUGGAAUGGUUUGAUGGCAAGGAGUUUGACAAUAACCCGAUCAAGGUGACCAUGGCUAGAAAGAAGCAGCAGCAAUCGCAGUCACAGAGCCAGCAACCACCACCGCUGACAUUCAACAACAUGCGGGGAGGGAUGGCUCUCCGUGAUGGCAGAAGUGGCCCAGGCCUCCCUGGGCGUGGAGGGCCCAUGGGACGUGGUGGCAGCGGAGGCAGUGGUGGUGGAGGCGGUGGGGGAUUUGGUAGCCGAGGAGGUCCUCGUGGCCGCGGUGGACCUUCUGGAAACACACAGCAGAGAGCUGGCGACUGGCGGUGUCCUAACCCAGCCUGUGGGAACUCUAACUUUGCCUGGCGAACUGAGUGUAACCAGUGCAAAGCUCCCAAGCCGGACGGCCCUCUCCCACCACCCUUCCCUCCAGGUGACCGUGGCCGGCUGGGGCCCAUGAUGAGAGGCGGUCGAGGGAUGGAUCGCGGGGGAUUCCGGGGGGGCCGGGGUGGAGACCGCGGUGGGUUCAGAGGAGGUCGCGGUGGUGAUCGAGGUGGCUUCAGAGGUGGCAGAGGCAUGCCUGGCAUCCCCAUGGGGGAGCUCAUGAGCUUCAGAGGCGGGCGAGGUGGACCAGGAAAAAUGGAUAGGAAGGGCGACCGUCGCCAGGACCGUCGGGAGAGACCAUAUUGAAGUAGAUGACGCCCGCCAUCUGCUUUUCUGUUUACUACAACAAAUAUUUUUUAAAAAUGUUUUAAAUUUGUAAUUCCGUAUUUAUAAUGUUGUUUGCAACAACAUUACGGCAAUAUUUCGGUAUUGUAUUAGUUUUUUUUUCAGUGGAUAUAGCCGAGUCAGGAAGUAAAUUUCAUGUUAGGGUGACUUUUUUUUUCUUUUUUGGCUUAAUUUUGGUCAAAGUGAAUGUAAUGAUGUGAAUGAGAUCCUGAAGAGCAUGCGAAACAACACAAAAAAUGUACAGUGCAUAGCUUUUGUUCUGUUUAUACUAUGGUGAUACUGCAAUAAAAAGCUGAGUCGCUCUGUUUUAGUCUGGCUUCCUGGAGUUCUGCUAAACAAAAGUUAAGUAACUUGGCAGCAAUGAGUCAAAACGCAGAUUACUAAAGUUUCGGAUAAUGGCAGUGAACUGAGCUUCUGCAGCUUAAUUAAAAAGUUCAACAGCUAUUAACAAAAAAAAAAGUUGCACGCGUCGUUUUGCAAAUUUUCAUUGCGCAGUAAUUGCUAUAGGAAAUCCAAAAGUAUACACUGGAUAAUUCCCAACCUCGCCCUCCCCAACCCAACUUCUGUGAUCUUACCAAAUGACCCCCAACUUUGCAUAUUGGCUAGAUUUUUGACCCCCCCCCCCCACCUUUCAAAAUGAUUUUAAAAAAAUAGCUUCUGAAUUGACUGAUGCGUGAUGCGAUCAAAUACUUACUUGCAAUCUGAGGUGAGGUACCCAGAUCUGUGACCAUUUCAAGAAUGCUUCAAUAAUCGUGGAUUCAUGCGAUUGGGGAAAAUAUAAUAGCAUAUUAGCCAUAUUAAUUCUUCAUACAAUGCUGCUUUUCAGUGGUUAGGCUUGCUGACUCAGGUAUUCUCUGUAAACUUUUACCUGUGAGACUAGCGAUGGUGUUUGAGUUUGCUUUGACUCGAGUAUAUUGCUGUGCGGCAUAUUCUCUUUCUUUGUGUGUCUCUCACUCGUUUAACAAAAUUGUGCUCCACUUAUAUUUUUUGGCUUUUUAAAAAUUUCAGUUGUGCCGAUUUUUUGUCUAGUUUCUUUUAUCCAACGUAUUAACCAUCAGUAAAUAGUGAGAUUACAGACUGCUCACUUCUCGUUUUCUUUCAAAGGAAGGGGGAAACAAGUGAUGUUUCCAGAGCUUUGAUGUUACAAAAAUUGAAAUUAACUAAGAUGAUUCACUCUGAUCAGAAAGAGUGCACAUCAGCCAACUCACUUUUUUUGUUAAAAAUAUGAACUGAGAAACUGUUAUUGGUAAACGUCCUUUUUUUGGAAGAUUUGUAAAAUUCUGAGCUUCGUAGGCACGUUGUUUAAAUUCUCCUUUCAAAACAAGAACUUGUUGAAUAUUGUUUGAGAACCGCCUAUGACUUUUACGGUUUAAACAACGCAAAAAGAUUGCAGAAUGUUGUAUUAUAAAAGUGAUGUGCAUUAUGACUGAAUAAUGCUUUGGGCAUAUCGAUAGCCUGGGUAUAAAAUAUGGCGUUUUCCAAACCACACACACCAUUAGAGUUCUGUAUUGCUGUUAUUUUUCUAAGUGAUUAAAACUUGAUUAAUAAAGGUUUUCUUUAUUGGC